UGCUCAGUUGGUGGGUGUACAGGGGACAGGCAACCAGCAACUCACUUUAAGUGCACAGAGCUCGUGUUGGAGGCUUGCAGGCAUUGCCAGCGCUGAAACUGAAUCUUGGACUGUUCAAUUGCAGUACUGAAGAUUUUUUUUUUUAUUCUUUUGUUGUUUUCUUGCAUCGUUUGUGACUCUGAGCUUGCCUAACUCAGUGUACAAAGGCGGGGGAUGCCAGCGCGUAGCAUGGACUGUGAUGUUUCCACUCUGGUUGCCUGUGGGGUUGAUGUGGAGGUUUUUGCCAGCCAAGAGGUUAAGGAGAAAUUUGAAGGUUUGUUCCGUGCCUAUGAUGACUGCGUGACAUUCCAGCUGUUCAAAAGCUUCAGGCGUGUGCGGAUAAAUUUCAGCAGUCCCAAAUCAGCUGCUCGUGCCAGAAUAGAGCUGCAUGAAACACAGUUCAGAGGGAAGAAGUUAAAGUUGUAUUUUGCACAGAUUCAGACCUCUGAGACAGAUGGAGACAAGCUUCAUUUGGCACCACCACAGCCUGCAAAACAGUUUCUCAUCUCGCCUCCAGCCUCCCCACCUGUAGGGUGGCAACCAAUAGAUGAUGCAACACCUGUCAUCAACUACGACCUCCUUUAUGCAGUUUCUAAGCUUGGACCAGGAGAGAAAUACGAGCUGCACGCAGGAACAGAGUCCACUCCCAGUGUGGUAGUGCACGUUUGUGACAGCGACAUGGAAGAAGAUGAGGACCCAAAGAAUUCUCCAAAGCCAAAAAUCAUUCAAACUCGACGCCCUGGUGUGCCGCCGCCUGUAUCUAACUGAGCCUCUCCGGCAGAAGCAGCACUUCUCUCUCCUCCAGCACAGCUCUUGGUUUUUGUUUGCUUUGUUCUGUUGAAAGGCAGCCUUUGCCUUCUGAGCACCGGGACAUUAAGGUCAUUGAAACCCCUUCACAAUAAUCAAGCCUCUGUAACAAAAGGGCUAGGAAAAAGAUCUUUGUACCUGUAACCAUAUCACACACCAACUGAUAGAUCUAGCUGGAAAGGACAAAACAAGGCUGAGGAAACAAGGGUUGGUUUCAGUCUGAGGAUCUUUUCACAGCUGUAAUUUGCAUACUGAAACACCACUACCAGAGAUCGUUUGGGUGGGAAUUAGGCCAAUAUCAGUCUUGAUAUUCAAACUCCCAGGAUUGCUACUGCCCUUCAUCCAGCAGCCUGCUCCUCUGCCCUCCUCACUUCCCAACAGUCUUUUUCCCUUUUCCCUUUUUUUUUAAGGGGGGUAGGUGAGUUGUUUUUACUCUACUAGCAGCUUGGUGGCCUUUGCACCCCCCUGGAAUUUUCUGUAAGGAAUACCAUCUUUGCAACAUUUUCAGAAACAACAGAAAACAACCCUCUUCCAGCAAUAGCUGUAGAGAAUGGUGGUCUGAAGUGGUGGCAGGGAUGUGAGAUGGAGCUCUCUGGGCUGAGGGGAGAGGCAGCAGCUGCUGGGGGGUCUGGUCAGUUCUUCUCUCUGGAGAGAAGGGAGCCAGAAUAUCAGUAGGGAUUGUCAAUUCAUCUUCUACCAAGGGAUGAGUGGUGCUUCUCUUCGGGUCUGAGGGAGAGGACGUGACUGACUGCUCAUGUAAGAUGGGAUUCCUUACUCUCUGUCAUAGCUGAAUGUUCCAGUAACAUUACAGGCUGAAUGCUUUCCUAGUGGUGUGGUGAAUAGCCCUGAAAUUGUCAGUAAUUACUUGCACAUCUCUAAUAUUCAGCCCUUUUCUCUUCCCAUGUCCUGUGCUUCAAAACCCUUUUUGAGCUGUAUGCAGUUUGGGUUUGUGGAGGUGAGCAGAGGUUAGUUGAUUUUUUUUUUCUUUUUUAGGCCAAAGAAAACAGGACCAUAAUUACACACUUGAAAUUAGACUGCAUGCAACUGAAUCCCCUUUUUUCACCCCAUCCUGCAUGUUUCUUUCACUUGCAAUAUAUACUGGGUUACAAAAACUGUUCUGUGUUUGCAUCAUGGCUGACAGCAGACAGGUCCCUGAUUCCCUGUCUGGCAGACCUUCCAUGAUGAUUUAUUUUUUUAAGGCAUACUUGUCAUUUGGAGAACAUAUUUUUAGACAUUUGAGCUCAGAUUUUGCAUAUAUUUAAGCAUGCGCUUAAUUUAUGCACAUGAGUAGUUCCACUGAAAUUAAUACUGCAGAAACUGAGUGUAUGUGUAAGGUAUGGUGGGAUUUUUAAGCUAAUUAGCUGCAGCUGUACUCCCCAAAGUGACUAUAAAAUGGCACAGCGAGCCUCCAUGGUUUAAAAUCCUUUACAGCUUAAAAUAAGUAAGUACAUCUUGGAAGCUUAUUCUAGGAUCUGAAAAGUCAGCUUAGGUUUUGUAAUCAAGAUUUUUGUCAUAAAACCUAAAGAUCUGGUUUCUGAGGGAGAGUUCCAUCACACUCUUAAUUAGCAGCAAUGCUACAAAGCUUCAGCAGAGUCAGGUCCCCUUUGCAGGGUCUUGGCUUGGCAGCACUUCCAGGACAACAGGCGUGUUGCUCUGUCAGUGAGGACAGGAGAUGGCAUUCCCAGCCUGCAAGGUGAGGACAUCUGGGAAUGAGGACUUGUCAUUCUCACAUAGUUCAGCCUCUGACCACCACAGCCCCUCCUGGUAUUUCUGAUGAGAUGCAGUUCUUUAUUUCCAUAAUGUGAUAAUUGUUACUUCCUUAUGGGCAUUGUGGUGUGCUGUUACAGUGAUGGAAUACUGCCCAUUAAAUACAGCAGAGACUGAACAGAAAAUGAGGCUUUAGUAUCUUCUUGAUAUAAGUGUGAAGUUUUCUUAAAGUAACUCCUUAGAGGUGCCACGUCAAUUAUUUUCCCAGUGAUCCAUUUUAAAUUGAUUUAAGGAAACAAAUUGUUAGUCACAGCCUAGGAAUGUAUCCUGUUGAAAACACCAUUUUAGGCCACAAAGGAUAUUCCAGCAGUAACACCACUGGCUUUUUGAGAA
Molecule: messenger RNA, 2946 nt
Organism: Melozone crissalis (California towhee)
Lineage: Eukaryota; Metazoa; Chordata; Aves; Passeriformes; Passerellidae
Gene: RCAN2
Product: regulator of calcineurin 2
Exons: 4
Coding region: 214-807 (197 amino acids)
Biological process (GO): calcium-mediated signaling
Cellular component (GO): cytoplasm; nucleus
Molecular function (GO): calcium-dependent protein serine/threonine phosphatase regulator activity; nucleic acid binding
Source: RefSeq, a predicted model, not a curated record